Molecule: messenger RNA, 270 nt
Organism: Clunio marinus
Lineage: Eukaryota; Metazoa; Arthropoda; Insecta; Diptera; Chironomidae
Source: the annotation of a GenBank genome assembly
AUGAGGCUUACGUCGAAGCGACAAUGGGAAAUAAUGAGAAGGGAAAGAUUGAGAAGUAGAAUCGGCAUCGAAUUGCACGUUCCAAUGAUAGCUGAUACAUAUCUCCAGAAUAAGCUUGAGGAUGAAGGCUUGAAAAGGCUUUUAUCAGCGCUUUUAAUUUCUUUUCUCUUCUCGCUACGACAGUUAAAUGAGAAAAAAGAACUUAAAACUUUCGGAAGCAAUGUUAAAUAUAUGGUGGAUUAUGAUAUCGCAAUAUCUCAAUGCCACUGA